AUGGGGAAUGGAAAUGCGAAACAAUCCAAUAGUCUGGUAUAGUUUCGCGGCAUUUUUUGUAGCGUCAAAUACGGCAAUGGCGUUUUGAGUUUUGACUAGCGCAUUAAUUAUGCUCUCUGAUCGAACCAAACCGUCACCCAUUUCCGCGGCCCCUUCAUCUUCUCGCCAAUCUUAGGGUUUACCGUCUCAGUUUCCAGAUGAUACUUACACUGAUAAUGGGUGUUGAUUGAGCUUUUGAAGUUUGAAGUUCCUUGGAAUACGAAAUACUUGGGUUUAGGACUUUAGGUUAUAGAAUUGAUACUCUGGUAAGCAAACUUUCUGUUUUUGGAUGAGUAGAAGUUUUGGUUUUCCCCAGGAAAUCAGGGGAGAAUUGAUAAGUUGAAUUGAACCAACUUGGGGGAUAUUGUUUCGGGAUGAACGUCGUCAAAGCGAUGAAGUUCUGGAAAGCACGCAAAUCAAAUCAAGGGAAGGGUGCAAGGGAAGAGCUUAAGAAUGAGAGUAGUAGGGAAUUGGUUAAAUCAGCCUGCGCAGAUUUUGACAGUACCGAAGUGGAUGAUGACAAUGAAUUUAUCAACAAUGAACUGAGGGGCGGACUGAAGGAACAUAGAAGAAACAACUCCAUGAUGCCGAUUCCCAUGGAGAUGUCUCCAGAGGACGGGGUUGAAAAGAAUGGCAAUUAUGAAGUACAAGAAGAGGGGGAGGAAAACAUUAAUGAAUUGGGGGAUUUAGAAGCUGGGAAGCUAUUCUGUGCUAGAUUUGAUGCUGUAUACGACAAAUACUGUGAACGGAUGCUGUGCUUUGAUCAUCUACAAGUCCAACAACUGCGCGAAUUGGGUUCUUACUUUCCUUCAACUCCAUCUCCAUCUCCAUCUCGAAAAUCUACAUAUAAGAAGCUUGUGUCUACCUUUCACUAUCUUUCUUUGAAGAAAAUUGAUGAACCUCAAGAUGAAACUGAACACUUGCACCGCCCAGGAUCCGAUCCUUACCAGGAUCUUGAAACAGCUUAUGUAGCUCAAGUUUGCUUGACAUGGGAGAUAAUUCACUGCCAAUAUACACAAUUGAUCCAGAAAAUAUCUUCCCAACCUGAAAGUUCCACCACCUACAACCACUGCUCUCAGCAGUUUCAGCAGUUCCAGGUUCUGUUACAAAGAUUUAUUGAAAAUGAGCCAUACGAGCAAGGUUUGAGGCCAGAAAUUUAUGCUCGUAUGAGGAGUUCCUUGCCCAUACUUCAAGUCCCCAAAAUACAAGGUUCCAUUAAGAGAAAGAUGGAAGAGGAGUUGGUAGUUCUAGCCCCCGAUCUAAUUAAAAUAAUUGAAGGCUCAAUCUCGACCUUUCAUCUAUUUCUGAAUGUGGAAAAGAAAAAAUCAGGUGGUGCCAGUAAUCUUGUAGGAGUUGAGAACAGGACAUCCACACCAUUGGAACAUAUUCAAUCUUCUCUUGAGAAAAAAGCGAUUAAACUGAAGUAUCAGUGGAAGAAAAAAAAGAACUGGAAAAAGAAGUCCCGGACUUGCACACCAGCAGGUGCAGACUUAUUGCUUGGGCUAGUGGAUGUCGAAGUCAUGGAAAGGGUUUUAAGAAUGGAUAAAAUUACCAAGGAGCAGUUAUUCUGGUGUGAAGAGAAGAUGAAAAAACUAGAUCUAUCGAGGGGCAAGUUGCAGAGGGAUCCCUCUCCCCUCUUGUUUCCUUGUUAGCUCCUCCUAACAAAGGUGGAUUAGGUAUACAGUUCUUUUUACCUCUUAUGGGUUACUUUUCAAAGUUAAAAUCAUAUUCUUAUUGAAAAGGCUACAUCUACUCCCAGCUUCUACUUCCACACUCAUAUUGUUGAUAUAAACACUCUUAGUAGGACCCACAUGAUGAAAAUGUCUAAUCGUAACUUGCCAUGUAAGGGAGUAAAAAGUGAUGGAGUAGAAAUUUGGAGUAUGUGUAGUAGAACUCUAUUCUUAUAUAUCAAAGAAUCCUGAAUGAAAUGGUAAUCUGUGUCUUUUUGACCUUUUUUCA
This is a messenger RNA of Ipomoea triloba (trilobed morning glory), 1998 nucleotides long. RefSeq lists its product as uncharacterized. Bases 414 to 1691 code for a protein of 425 amino acids. The transcript is spliced from 5 exons. The record is from RefSeq and is a predicted model, not a curated record. NCBI's taxonomy places the organism in Eukaryota, Viridiplantae, Streptophyta, Magnoliopsida, Solanales, Convolvulaceae.